Messenger RNA from Aphis gossypii (cotton aphid), 7517 nucleotides. RefSeq names its product protein slit (gene sli). Gene Ontology annotation, molecular function: Roundabout binding; calcium ion binding; heparin binding. The record is from RefSeq and is a predicted model, not a curated record. NCBI's taxonomy places the organism in Eukaryota, Metazoa, Arthropoda, Insecta, Hemiptera, Aphididae. Bases 296 to 4747 code for a protein of 1483 amino acids. The transcript has 33 exons. Gene Ontology annotation, biological process: axon guidance.
GUCCAGUUCACCACGCGAGACGUGCCGUGUAUAACGCGUACCGCACCCCCGUACGUCAUCGUCCUUCGAUCGCGAUCUAUUAUAAACAUAAUAUUAUACACACGCAUGUACGUUAUAUUCGUAAUAAUAAUAUAAGUUCGCUCGGUGAGUGCGAAGAUAACGAUGCGGUUAAACGCCACGCGAUCAGGACCUUCGAGGCCAGUGUGAUUGGACGUGGUCGUUACAAAAUUAAUAAUAAUUUUUUUUAACCGGGUUUCUUUUUUUUCUUAACUUGAGUUAAUAAGAAUUCGUGGACAUGAAGGUGUCCGGUGUCUUGUGUUUGUUGAUAAUGGCCCUGGACCCCGGGGUCCGGGGUGACGAUCUGAAUGAUCUGGCUGACAACGCUAGAUGCCCUUGGCUGUGUUCCUGCGAUCAGACUACAGCCGAUUGUUCCAAGAAAGGUCUAGACGAAGUGCCUAAGAAUUUACCCUCCGAUAUUGAAAGACUAGACCUGCAGGGAAACAACAUUACGGUCAUAUCGUCUACCGACUUUGCCAACCUGACUAAUUUACGAGUAUUGCAAUUGUCGGACAAUCAAAUUCAUACGAUUGAGAAAGGAUCUUUCAAGCAUCUCGGUCGAUUGGAACGAUUACGAUUAAACGGCAACGAGCUCGCCGAAGUACCCGAUUUGGUGUUCCACAACAACCCACAGCUUUCUAGACUUGAUCUGAGCCAUAAUCGUUUGCUGUUUGUUGGGAAGAACAUGUUGAAGGGUGCUCAAGCUUUAAGAACUUUGCUAAUGGACAACAACCGUCUCCUGUGCAUUGACGAGCAUGCCAUCAAAGGACUCAAAGACCUGGAAAUACUAACUCUUAACAACAACAACCUAACCACGCUCCCGUCAGGACUGUUUUCCGACCUUUACCGCCUGAGAAACAUUCGAUUGUCCGAAAACAAGUUCAUCUGUGACUGUAAGCUCGAAUGGCUGUACCAGCAAUGGUUACCAAGGAUUCCUAGACUAGGAUCAUCAACUCAGUGCUACGGGCCAUCAAACAUGGCUGGUCUGCCACUAUCCGAUAUGCAUAAACACCACAUGCAGUGCGCAGACGGCGAUUUCGACGGAGAGACAGUGGAAUGUGGUCCUGGCGUCGAAGACCAAAAGUCCUCGUGCCCGCAUCCGUGUACGUGUGAAGAGGGGGGUAUCGUGAAUUGCAGGGAGAAGUCGUUGACCAAGGUGCCAACAAAAUUGCCGGAGGACAUCGUAGAACUGAGACUAGAACAAAAUCAAAUCACCGAAAUCCUGCCCAAAGCGUUCGUUAAAUACAAACGUCUGCGAAGAAUUGACCUCAGCAAAAACCAGAUAACAAAAAUAUCAGUGGACGCCUUUCAGGGUCUGAAGUCGUUAACAUCUCUAAUGCUGUACGGCAACAAAAUAAAAGACUUGCCUGGUGGCGUGUUCCAUGGCCUCACUUCGUUGCAACUGUUGCUUUUGAACGCAAACGAAAUAUCGUGUAUACGAAGAGACGCUUUCAGAGAUUUACACAGCGUCAAUUUGCUCUCACUGUAUGAUAACAACAUAAAGUCAUUGGCAAAUGGAACAUUCGACUACAUGAGGAGUAUCCAAACUCUUCAUUUGGGCAGAAAUCCAUUUAGCUGUGACUGCAACUUGCGUUGGUUAUCAGAAUAUUUGCAUAAAAAUCCAAUAGAAACAUCCGCCGCUCGGUGUGAGUCGCCGAAAAAGUUACAAAAACGAAGAAUAGAUGGCUUGAGCAACGACAAAUUCAAGUGUCUAGAUGACAUGAAAUCUAAAGCCACCGAUUGUUUCUCGGAUACCCCGUGCCCAUCGAACUGUUCCUGUGACGGUACGGUUGUCGAUUGUUCCGGAAGAUCGUUAACUGAAAUACCAAAAGACAUACCAAUUUACACCACCGAAUUACUUAUGAAUGACAACGAAAUCGCAAAAAUCAAGUCUGAUGGUUUGUUUGGUCGGUUGCCUCAUUUACAAAAAUUAGAAAUGAAAAGAAAUAUCAUUAGUAGCGUUGAAGCAAACGCUUUUGAAGGUGCCAUCAAAUUAUAUGAAUUAAACUUAUCUGAAAACAAGAUUCGACAAGUACACAACAAAAUGUUCAUUGGUCUUCAUAAUUUAAAAAUUUUAACUUUGCUAAACAACGAGAUAACAUGCGUUAUGCCUGGAUCUUUCGAUUAUCUACCUGCCCUCCGCACUUUAAACUUACAAAUGAACCCUUUCAAUUGCAAUUGUCAUCUGGCUUGGUUUGCCGAAUGGCUGAAAAAACAUGGACUAAUUGCCGGAAGUCCUCGAUGCGCCGGGCCCGCUCGAGUAAUGGACGUCCCUAUUCACGAUUUACCUUCAUACGAAUUCAAAUGCUCUGGUGACAACGAUCAGGGUUGUCUUGGCGACAACUAUUGUCCUCCCAAGUGCACAUGUAUUGGAACCGUAGUCCGCUGUACGAGGGCGAAGUUAGUCGAAAUACCAAAAAAUAUUCCCGUUGAGACCUCGGAGUUGUACUUGGACGUAAAUGAAAUUACUUCAAUUAAAGUAGAUAGACUGAAUCAUCUCAAAUCGCUAACUAGAUUGGAUUUAAGUAAUAACCAUUUGACAGUUUUAUCAAACAACACGUUUUCACAGUUAUCCAAACUAUCUACUCUACUAUUAGGAUACAAUAAGUUACAAUGUCUGGAAAAAAAUUCACUAGCUGGCCUUAAAUCACUGAGAAUCAUUUCGUUACAUGGAAAUAAUAUUUCAUUGAUUCCGGACGGCACAUUUUCCGGCCUAGACUCGAUUACUCAUUUAGGUAUCGGCUCCAAUCCGCUGUAUUGCGAUUGCAGUCUACAGUGGCUAGCGGAAUGGAUAAAAAAAGAUUUCAUCGAGUCAGGUAUAGCCAGAUGUGCAGAACCUAGUUCCAUGAAAGACAAACUUCUCCUGUCCACACCAGUUUCGAGUUUUGUUUGUAAAGAACCGAUUGGCAAAGACAUCCUGUCCAAGUGUAACACUUGUUUCACCAACCCUUGUUCGAACGAAGGCUUUUGCGAGCCUUUACCCGAAAGACAGUACAAGUGCAGAUGCAACCCCGGAUAUCACGGUAAACAUUGCGAAAACAUGAUUGACGCAUGUUACGGUAAUCCGUGCAGAAACUCGGGAACUUGCAAACUGCUCGAAGAAGGCAGAUUCAGUUGUCAAUGCGCAUCUGGUUUUACCGGAGACCGUUGUGAAACAAAUAUCGACGACUGUUUGACCAACAAAUGCGAAAACAAUUCUACUUGCGUUGACUUGAUUCAAGCGUACGAGUGUCGUUGUCUACCAGGAUACACAGGUGAUUAUUGUCAAACAAAAAUACAAUUCUGUUCCAAAGAUUUCAAUCCGUGUCACAACGGAGCCAAAUGCGUUGAUCACAUUACACAUUACGCUUGCGAAUGUCCACUCGGAUUUUCGGGUGACAAUUGCACAAUAAACAAUGACGACUGCCAAAACCACAUGUGCCAGAACGGCGGUCUAUGCGUAGACGGCAUUAACGACUAUACAUGUAAAUGUGUUGGAGAAUACACCGGUAAGUUCUGCGACAUUUCGCCGAGUGUCGCACUCAUGUACCCUCAGACUUCACCCUGUCAACAUCACGAAUGCAAAAAUGGAAUAUGUUAUCAACCGAACGGUUCUACGAACGACUACUUAUGUAAAUGUGCUCCAGGAUACUCAGGCAAACGGUGCGAGUAUCUGACCAGCUUAAGUUUUGUACAUAACACUUCGUUCGUCGAAUUAGAACCUUUGAGGACCAAACCCGAGGCCAACGUGACUGUUGUGUUUACGACAACACAAGAAAAUGGAAUUUUGUUGUAUGACGGCCAUUCCGAACACUUGGCCGUUGAAUUAUUCAACGGGCGUAUUAGAGUCAGUUACGACGUGGGAAAUUAUCCCGUUUCGACCAUGUACAGUUUUGAAAUGGUCGCGGACGGCAAGCAACACAUGGUCGAGCUCUUGUCGAUCAGAAAAAAUUUCACACUUAGAGUCGACGGAGGCGUGGCCAGAUCGAUAAUCAACGAGGGAUCCAGAGAUUACUUGAGACUCACCUCGCCUUUGUACAUAGGUGGAACACCUCCAGAUCCCGGUGCCGAAGCCUUUAAUCAUUUUCAUUUAAGAAAUCUGACCAGUUUCAACGGUUGCAUGAAAGAGCUUUGGGUGAACCACAAACUAGUAGACUUUAUGAACGCAGCACGUCAACAAAAAGUGACGCCCGGCUGUUCGCUGCUCCAGGACGAAGAACAGAUGGUCGAAGAAGAGGGCGUGAAGUCGACGGGUAUUGCCGAACAAGAGCAGAGCUCGACCAUGGUCGACGAGGAACAGAUGGAACCACAAGAAGGUCCGAUCGAAGAAGACGAGGACGACGAGGACGACGAAGACGAGGAAGAAGACGAAGACCCUUGCUUCAACAACCAGUGCCAUAAGGGCAGCAAGUGUGAGCCCAAAGGGAUGAAAGAAUACACUUGCAAGUGCCAACCCGGUUGGUCGGGCAAGUACUGCACGCAAGGUCCAACGUGCAAAAAGGUGCAGGUGCGAGAGUACUACACGGAGAACAACUGCCGGUCGAGGAAACCGCUGAAGAUGGCCAAGUGCGAGGGCGGCUGCGGGACGAGCUGCUGUCGGGCGCGCAAGACCAAGAAGCGGAAGGUCCGGUUGAUAUGCAACGACGGGACGCGAUACACCAAAGACAUCGAGAUCAUACGCAAGUGCGCGUGCGCCAAAAAAUGCUAUUGACUACCAGGCCCCUCCACAGCACCGACGCCGCCAACGCCACAGCCGACCACGCCGCGCACCGUCGUCGUCCUGCCCCACGUGUCCCGCGGGGUGGCCGCCGUCGACGCCAACCGCCGGCCGCGCCGCACCGGACACGGCCAACAGCAUCCGACGCACCGUCCGCAGCGUCGCUCGUGGACCGAAGACGCGUUCGCGUACCUGACCGCGUACGCCGCCGUCUCCGUCACCGUCGAACUGUUGAUCGUCGUCAUCUGGUCGGUCAGCGUUUGUAUAUAUCUUCUUCUGCCGUAACCAUACCCUGCACCUUAGUAUUAUCAUUAUUAUUAUUAUCAUCGUAAAACUAUUAUAAUAUUGUACCGUUGACCAUAUAAUAUAUUAUAAUAUAAUUAAACCUAUACACACUACGGGCUACAGCCGCCGCGUUGUCGCCAAACCCCGUCGUAACUCUCGUCAUCCUUUUAACCGUUUUUCAUUUUUUUUUCAUUUUUUUUAAUCACUAUCAUUAUUAUUAUCGUUUAAGUAACAAUUACCUACUAAUAUUAUUAUUUAACGUAUUUUAUAAAUUCGUAUAAACAUAAUAUCAUAUUAUUAUUUUUUAUUUUAUUUUAAUUUUUUUAUUUUUUUUUUUUACGUUAUUUAUUAACGAUGUAUUAUUAUUAUUAUUAUUAUUAUUAUAUACUUAAAAUGAACCGCCGUCUCUUUCGUUUCCGCAACGAGAAUAUCAUUAUUAUAAUAAUAUAUAUGACUUCAUAUAUUAAUAUUAUUUAUAUGAUAAUAGUAUUUAUUUUUUUCGGUACGACGAUCUCCGCAAAUAUUUGUGCAUUUGUGCACCGUAGUAGGUACGUAGCGUACUCUGUGCUUGCACUAGAUAACAGUCGGUUCUGUACCUAUAUUAAUAUUAUAAUUAUCUCGCUUUAUGUAAAGUGAAUGCCAUUCGACGUCAAAAGUCAAAACACACACACACACUCUCUUUCUCUCUCUCUCUUUAUUUUUGUGUACCCAUUACGCGAAACUCUCUAUAACCACGGUAUACAUCCACCCUGCAGCUGUGUCCAUAUUAUAUUUUAUGUUGUAUUAUAUAUUAUAUUAUUGUGUAGUCGAAAUUUAGUAGUGUUUAUAGUCGUUAAUAAUAAUAAUCGAGGAAUAAUAAUAUUAUUAUGUCUUAAGAAUCCUGUUUCUCAGUGUAAAUAUUUUUUUAUAGAACGUAUACGUAUGUAUUCAUAAUAUGUAUUCUCUGGUGCAUUGGUUAAAGCAAGAAGAAAUUUAUAUACAAUAAUAAUAUCAUAUAUAUAUAUAGCGCGUGUGAACGUUUCCGGAGCAGAAAAGCACAUUCUUUUUUUAUGUUAUGUGCGGAGGGGCCUUUUUCAAUGUUUUUCCAUUUUAUUUUUAUACAUCAUCUUUUUUGUAUAGUGUACAAGUGUAGAGUUCGUUAAAAAAUAUAUAUAAAUAUAUAUAUAUAUUAAAUUAAAAGUUUUAAAAUUAAAAAAAAAAAAAUUAUUUAUAUAAAUGGAAUGACCGUUAUUGUGUUUGAUCGCAUUUGGUUCUGUUUUGUGUAACAAUAUUGAUAUAAUACUUUUCCCUUUAUGUACGAAAAAUAUUAAUAUAUAAUAAUAUAUAUUAUACCUAUUAUAUAAAUAUUUUAUGUAAAUAUACUGGUGUUAAUUGUUUUUUUUUUUUUUUUUUGGUCAUAUCUGUAUCGAACAAUAUUAUAUAAGAAAAUGAAAUUGUGUUUACUGUUUAGUAUGUAUAACUGUAUUAGUAAAUAGAUAAUGCCUAUAAAAGUAUAAAAAUUCAUAUUCACGGCCCGCGUCGCGUAGUAAAUUUUCAACAUUACAUGAUGAAUAACAAAACAUGAACGCACAUAACUUAUUAAACGAUAACAUUACAACAUUUCGGAAAAAACCAAUACCUAAUUAUGAUGUUCAAAUUUGUUUUGAUUUUCAUUGGGUAAUAUUUUAUAUAUUUUCACUAAGUUUGUCACAGCCGCUGAGAAAAAAAAAUGAAUUUAAUUUAUCUACACUGCGUUUACCCGUCAUCUACAUUAUUCGGUUCCCAAUGACUCGAACGAACUAGACGUACUAUAUUACCAUCUAUUUAUUUAUCAUAAGACUUGAAUACUUUAUUUUUUUAUGUAAAACUUUUUAAGUUAAUUUUAUUUGGUACAAUAUUUUUUAUUUUGUGUUUUGAGUAAGUUAUAUUUUUAAAGCAGAGUGGUUUAUCGACGAUUUUCCGACUUACAAAAUGUAGCGUUAUGUGUAUAUAUAUAAAUUAGUCAAAAAUAUAUUAAUAUUAAUAUCAAUAAUUGUUUAAAACUGCACGUUAUUGAAAUCAAAAGUUAAAUAAUCCCACCAUUAUUAGCAUUAUUGGCCAUUUUUCACUUUCCAAAUCCUCGACAAAUUCCAAAAUAAUAUUAUCUCGGAAUCCAUGUUUUAUACAAAAAAAACUUUGACGAUUACUAUAACUACUACCUGUUACUAAUUCUACUAUUACUACUAUACAGUACUACCUACUACUACUACUACUUCUACUACUACCACCACUACUCCAUUACCACUACUAGCUACUACUAUAGUACUAUUUAUAAUAGUUGCUUUGUAGAGUAAUAUAGGUAAUAUAAUGCUACGUUAUAAAUUUAAGCUCCAAAUAAUAUAUAAACACUAUUGUAUUUUACAUUUAUUUUAUUGAUGUUUUUAAAUUAAUAUAAAAAUAAAACAUGUUUCAAAAAUCCAAGUGAAAAAAAAAAUAAAAAAUGUAUAUAAUAUACUUAUAA